AUGACUCAAUCAAUCGAUUUUCGUAUCAACGAUUUCAUCAACGAAUACCUUGAUUAUAAAGGUUAUACGGAUACAGUUGAUACGUUUUCACAGGAACGGGAAACUCGAAAAGAACCAAUUAAUAACAUUAAUAAUGGAAAUAUUUAUGAAAAAGAAAAAGAACGAUACCAAACAAUUAAAGAGAAACUAUUGAAAUAUCUAGAUAAUGGAAGUCGUGACGAAUUUUUUCAACUUUGGUCCGAACAUAUUCCAUCAAAUAUCAUCGAUAGUGAUCCAUCAUUGAAAUCACUUGAAUUCUUACUUUAUACUCAUUUUGCUAUUUAUUAUUUACGCUCAAAUACACCUCAUAAAAAUGCUAAACUCGCUCAAGAGAAUAUGCAAGAAUUUAAAGGAUAUAUCGAAUCAAUUAGAGGUCAAACUAUAUCGCAAACAAGUGAUAUAUUACCUUUAUUUGCUUUACCAUAUGUUACAGAACCAGAGAAAAAUGCAUCGUUUCAAGAAUUGUUCACAGAUAAAUGGCGAAUACAAGUACGCACAAAACUAUUGAAUUUUUGCGAUUGGAUUUUUUCAAGUCGCCCGGUACCAAAUCUACUUCAAUUAUUACAAAAUGGUGAACGUGCGUCACAUUUAUUGACGCAAAUACAUAACGAAAAUGAAGAACUUAAAUAUCGAAAUAGAGAAACUAAUAGACAAAUGAAAAUUGUAAGUACCGACUAUUGUAAUCUGAUUGGGAUUACAAUGGAAUUAGUCGAAACAUUACAACAGGCUGUUGUAGGGAAAGCUAUUACAAAUGAAUAUAUUGAUAAUGUAUGUGCACGUCUUGGACUAGCAAGAUUACAUGAAACAAUGUUUAGUAUGUCGGAUUCUUCUCGAUUGGGAAUCGAUGAUCCGUUUAUAGAAAAACUUGAUUAUGGUAAAAUAAAACGAGAUAUUGUGCAUCCAUCAACUAGUUCACGUGAAAAAGCUCUUUUACUUCAAGCACUGCGCUGGAGAUUAACAAAAGCUAAAACUGAUUUUAAACGUGAAAAAACUCUUGAAUGCUAUAUUGGCUGUGAUUUACUUGGUUGUCGAUCGGACGUUGAGCAACGAACAAAAAUUAUUAAGCAAUUAUCAUCAACACUCGGUGGUGAUACAUAUUAUGCCAAAGAAGAAUGGGCGCGUUUAAUGAAUACCAUAGCUUCGUUAAAAAAGGGUCGAAAUUAUUUGUCGCCAAAUGAAUCAUUGAUUAUUGCUAUGCAAAAGGCAGCCAUGUCUGAAUCAUCAGAUACACUGAUAAAACAACAUUUAUUAGCAGCAUUACAAAAACUUAGUUUGAAGCGUUCUGUACAAUCGCUAAUGAUUAAUCAGAAUAUAAUUAAAUGGUUAAUAACAGUAUUGAGUAAAACUGAUCGCCUAUCGGAUUAUACUUUAGAAUAUGGAGUUGCACUAUUGAUGAAUCUCUGCUUACGUACAAACGGUCGGAAAAAGUGUGCUGCAGUAGCUGAACAAGCUAUUACAGUACUUUCAUCUCUAUUAACUCAUCCGAAUCAUGAAACUCGACCAUACGUGAAUUCUUCUUUAUAUUCAAUUUUAACUCUAAAAUCAAUACGCGAUAAAGCUAUGCAACUUAAUCUGGAUAAUCGUCUUCGAUUUAUUAUUGAAACGGAAAGAUCCAAUUCCGAGACUAAAGGCCAAUUAGAAUUUUUACUCAAUCUUCUCUAUAAAGGAGGUGAUCAAGAUGGUAGACAAACAUCAGAUAAUGAACAAGACAAUGAUGAUGAAGAUCAAGAUAUUAUGGAAGCUGAUUUAGAUCUUGGUGAUAAACUACGUGCAUCUGAUAAAGAAUUAAGCGGAGACACAUUGAUCGAUGGACAAUAUACUUCUCUAAAAGGAUCAAGUUUUCAAAUAUCUUAUCCUAAUACAAUGCAUUCAUCAUUAGCCAUGGAUCCUCUCCUUAAUCGACCUAUAACACCUGGCCAAUAUCGUCAUUCUAGAGUCGCACAUACAGUUGAUUCAUUUACAAAUAAUCUAUCUAUCGGCGAUAUACAUAAUAGUCGUAAUAAUCAUAACAAUAAUUAUGAAUAUGAAAGUAAGAUCCUUACAAAUUCAUCAAAAAAGCCCUUAUCAGCUGUUAAUACUCCGAUUGCAUCCGAUGAUCCUGACAAACAAAUAGAUUUCAAUGAGAAUUUCAAUUUAAACAAUGACCUUGAUCCAUCGCCAACAAAACGAACAACAACACCGUCGAUGAAAUUUUCUUUUGAUGAACAACAUCGAUCCAAUUCAAAUGCAUCUCUGCAUUCAUCAGCAUCAUCUGCCAUUGAAUUAAACAACGAAAAUAUGGAUAAACAAUCUUAA
Messenger RNA from Rotaria socialis, 2334 nucleotides. Lineage: Eukaryota; Metazoa; Rotifera; Eurotatoria; Philodinida; Philodinidae. The record is from the annotation of a GenBank genome assembly.